Molecule: messenger RNA, 1032 nt
Organism: Ectocarpus siliculosus
Lineage: Eukaryota; Phaeophyceae; Ectocarpales; Ectocarpaceae
Source: the annotation of a GenBank genome assembly
AUGCCAAGGAGAGUAGACCAGACUGUGGUUUUAUCGACUCAAUACCGUCAUUCGUACCGUGCUGGCGGGCGUUCCGGCACCGGCGCCCCUUCUCUUCUUCUGGCCACCGACCCUGUCCGCGCGAGGUGCUCACCUCGCGCGGACAGGGUCGGUGGCCAGAAGAAGAGAAGGGGCGCCGGUGCCGGAACGCCCGCCAGCACGGUCGUUGGUCCCACCACGAUGCCGGUCCCGGCAAGCACCAAGCCUCCGAUUGCUCCACCGCCAGUUCGUCGCCCCCUGCACGCGAGGAAGUCGGCGUUCAUCGGAUUCCCGGCCCACCCCAGCCCCGUCACCACGGCCGGCCCUGCCGUCCGCCUGUCCAUACUGUCCUCGCCGAGCAUGCCUAGGGUGGGCGGGGCGAGCGGGGCGAGCGGGGCGGCAGCGGCGGGAACGGCAGCGUCGAGGUCGACCGUGGGGCCGGCCGCGGUGGCGGUGGCGGCGACGGGAGCGACGGCAGUGAUGCCCCCCGCCGCGCCCUCGUUCCAAGCGGCGGCGGCGGCGGUGAUGCCCGCCGCGGUGCCCUCGGGGCAGCCCUCCCAGGGAUCGAUGGCGGCGGCAAGGUAUGCGGCAGCGGUGGCAAGCAAUGCGGCGGCGGCCGCGGCGGCGACGGCGGCGAUGUCCUCCCCCGCGCCUCCCGGGCAGCUCUUCGGAGCAGCCAGCUCAUGGUCAAGCGCCUUCCAGACCCAGCAACUCGCCCGCGAUGACAUGGACGUCGACCCGUCCAAGCUCGAGCGCAUAUCGACGGCAACAGCUGUGAUGGCUAGAGCCUUGGCGUCGGUUCUCCAGGCGAAGCUGAGCCUCGCGGGCCGGCCGUCCAUGUCCAAGGCCGAGGAAGAAGCCUUGCUCUGGCAGUCUGUCAUCGCGGACGCGGACCUUGCGCGUGCGCAGGCGGCGAUGGAGGAGCUCCGGGAGGCCGAGUGGGCGUCCAACCAGAUGGACGUUGACGACGACGAGGAGUACGAAGGGCCGUGGCCGAUGGAGGUGGACGGCUAG